Molecule: messenger RNA, 562 nt
Organism: Epinephelus lanceolatus (giant grouper)
Lineage: Eukaryota; Metazoa; Chordata; Actinopteri; Perciformes; Serranidae
Product: cystatin-A5-like
Cellular component (GO): cytosol
Molecular function (GO): cysteine-type endopeptidase inhibitor activity
Source: RefSeq, a predicted model, not a curated record
GAGAGACACGUAGAAGCAGGCAGUCGACUCCUCUGUUAACUUCAACAGACCUUGUGACAAUGGCUACGGAUAUGGGAGGAUGGAGUGAGACAGUGGACGCCACUGAGGAAACUCAGAAGAUCUGUGAUCAGGUCACGGGUCAAGUGGAGAAACAGACAGGCAAGUGCUAUAGGGAAUUCAAAGCAGUUAAAUACAGGAAUCUGCAUCUGAUGGGAGGAACCCACUACCUCAUCAAGGUUCAUGUUGGAGCAGACUAUGAUCAUCUGAUGGUCGUCCAAGGAGCUGGGACGCAGUUCCCAACUCCUCCAUCACUGAGCGGUGUCAAGCAGCACAAAACCAAAGACGACCCCCUCGUACCUUUCACCGACUGAUCACACAGCCUGUUUCAACAGUUAAACACUUACAGGCUGCAGUCUCAUGUUAAAAUGCUCUGCUUCUUUAUUCUGACAUGAUUUGACUUUGAUUUUAAAUGUGUUAACACACAGAGAUAAAGAUAUGUGAUGUUGGGACGCAGCAGGUAAAUGCACUACCUUCUAAAGAAAUAACAAUGAUUAAACAUAAA